ACAACAUUGGUGUGACUGUUCACCUCUAACAGCACUCUAGAGUGAAAUGAGGAGAGAGAGAAGGAGGGUUGUUCAGAAGCAGAGCCAAACUACUAUUCCAAAUUAACUCAACGUGCUCCGCUAACGUGUCUCUGUAUGUGCGAGAACAAAAUAAGUUGAAAGUGACGGAGCCGACCUGUUAACGCCGGGAAAGAGUCAUUCGUUCGUUGUGCCCCUUGGACAUGGAGCGCUUAUGCGGACCAGAGCUCCCGUUCUGGGUAGCCAAUCAGACGCUCCACACAGACAGCCCAGACCUUCCGGAGUGUUUCCAGCUGUCAGUGCUGUCAUGGCUACCUUGUGUUUAUCUGUGGCUGGCUUGCCCCCCCUACAUCUUCUACGUCCAGAGGAACAACAUGGGUUACAUCAUGAUGUCCGUCCUCAACAGAGUCAAAACGGUAUUUGCGUUGCUGUUGUGGAUCGUGUGUUGGGCAGAUCUCUUCGGCACCUUCCAUGAGCUGCAUCAGGGGGACACACGGCCGCCCAUCUACUUCGUUACCCCGCUGGUGGUCGGCAUCACCAUGUUGCUAGCUACGUUUCUGAUCCAGUUUGAGAGGUUGAGAGGGGUCCAGUCUUCAGGGAUUCUCUUUAUAUUCUGGUUCCUGUCGGUACUGUGUGCCAUCGUGCCUUUCCGCUCCAAGAUCCUACAGGCCAAGAGUGAGAUUCCAGACAAGCUGCGUUUCAUUACCUUCUAUCUCUACUUCAGUCUGGUUGUAUCACAGCUGAUCCUCUGUUGCUUCAAUGAGAAACCUCCCCUUUUCUCCAAUGUCGACACAGACCCCAAUCCUUGUCCUCAAUCGACUGCUGGCUUCCUCUCCACAAUGACCUUCUGGUGGUUCACUAGCAUGGCUAUCAAAGGCUAUAAGAACCCUCUGGAAGCCAAAGACCUGUGGUCACUGAACAAGAGGGACAGCUCAGAGGAGGUUGUCCCCAAGCUGCUGAAAGAGUGGGACCUGGAGCAGAUCAAGGCUCACAGUGCUGAGAUCCGGUCCACCCAGGCUCUGUACUCCAAGCCUCCGCCAGCGGGAGAGUCCAACCACGUAGGGGGGGAGAACAGUCCUGAGGAGGUGGAGGUGUUGCUGUCCAAAAAGAGAACCCCCAAGAAGCCCUCCUUCCUCCGCUCCCUCAUCAAGGCUUUUGGACCCUACUUCCUCAUCGGAUCUGCCUUUAAACUCCUACAGGACCUCAUCACCUUCGUCAACCCACAGCUCCUCAGUUUAUUGAUCUCGUUCACGAAGCAGAAGGAAGCUCCCACCUGGUGGGGUUAUGCCCUGGCAUUCCUCAUGUUCUUCACAGCCUUCCUCCAGACCCUCAUCCUGCACCAACACUUCCAGUACUGCUUCGUCACCGGGAUGAGGCUCCGCACCGCCAUUAUAGGAGCUAUCUACAGGAAGUCUCUGAUCAUCACGAACGCGGCCAAGCGUACAUCUACAGUGGGAGAGAUAGUCAACCUGAUGUCAGUGGACGCUCAGCGCUUCAUGGAUCUCACCACCUUUCUCAACAUGCUGUGGUCCGCCCCACUUCAGAUCAUACUGGCGCUAUACUUCCUGUGGCAGAAUCUGGGUCCGUCAGUGCUGGCUGGUGUUGCUGUGAUGAUCCUCCUGAUUCCUUUAAAUGCUGCCAUCGCUGUGAGGACACGAGCCUACCAGGUGGAGCAGAUGCAUUACAAGGACGCUCGCAUCAAACUGAUGAACGAGAUUCUGAACGGGAUCAAAGUGUUGAAGCUGUAUGCCUGGGAGAACUCCUUUAAAGAGAAGGUUCUGGAGAUCAGACAGAAAGAGCUCAAUGUGCUCCGCAAGACGGCCUACCUCGGUGCUCUGUCUACCAUGGCCUGGACCAGCGCACCAUUCCUAGUUGCCUUGAUGACGUUUGCAGUGUACGUGACAGUGGAUAAAAAUAACAUUUUAGAUGCGGAGAAAGCCUUUGUGUCUUUGUCUCUGUUUAACAUCUUACGGUUCCCUCUCAAUAUGCUGCCCCAAGUCAUCAGUAGCGUUGUACAGGCCAGCGUGUCUCUGAAGCGUAUCCAGGACUUCCUGAGUCAUGAAGAGCUGGACCCAGAGUCUGUGGACAGGAAUAACACAGAUAGCUCAGUGACUGUUGUCAAUGGGAAGUUCACCUGGGCAAAACAAGAUCCUCCUGCUCUGCACAAUAUAAACCUGAUGGUGCCGCAGAGCUCUCUGCUAGCGGUGGUUGGACAUGUAGGAUGUGGGAAGUCUUCCCUGGUGUCAGCUCUACUGGGAGAGAUGGAGAAACUGGAGGGACAAAUCUCCAUACGGGGUUCGGUGGCCUACGUCCCCCAGCAGGCCUGGAUCCAGAACGCCACUCUGAGAGACAACAUCCUAUUUGGCAAGGCCUACAACGAGCAGAAGUACCGCUCUUGUCUGGAGGCUUGCGCCCUGACCCCUGACCUGGAAGUACUACCUGGAGGAGACCUGACCGAGAUUGGAGAGAAGGGUAUCAACCUGUCUGGUGGCCAGAGACAGAGGGUGAGUCUGGCCAGAGCUCUGUACAACGAGGCAGAUGUCUACCUGCUGGAUGACCCUCUGUCUGCCGUGGACUCCCAUGUGGCCAAACACAUCUUCGACCACGUCAUUGGCCCAGAGGGGGCGCUGCAGGGCAAGACACGUAUCUUGGUGACACACGGCAUCAGCUUCCUGCCGCAGGUGGACAACAUAAUGGUGAUGGUGGAGGGCAGAGUGUCGGAGAUGGGUUCAUACCAGGAGCUGCUCCAACAGAACGGAGCUUUCGCUGAGUUCCUCAGAAACUACUCCCUGGAGGACAUCAUAGAGGACGAGGCAACAGUGGAUUUGAUUGAUGAAGAAGAGGACUUCCCUGAUGAUGUCCUUAGCAACCAUACAGACAUGGUGGACAGUGAACCAGUGGUCGAGGCAAAGAGGAAGUUCAUAAGGCAGAUCAGCGUCAUCUCAGGGGACCUGGAGAACCCAAGGAGCAAAUCUGUCCGGAGACGUUUGUGCAGUGAGAGGAAGCACGCUGAGCCUGACCCAGAGAAGAAACUACCCAAGGUGGAGAAACUUAUCCAGGCAGAGACCACUGAGACAGGCAGAGUGAAGAGCAAGGUGUUCUGGGAGUACGCCAAGGCAGUAGGGCCUCUGCUGACCCUCUUCAUCUGUUUCCUGUACGGCUGUCAGAGCGCCGCUGCCAUCGGAGCCAACGUCUGGCUGAGUCAGUGGACCAAUGACGCGGCUCAGAACAUGACUCAGGAGAAUGUCAGCAUGAGGGUGGGGGUGUAUGCUGCCCUGGGCAUAACCCAAGGCAUCCUGGUCAUGGUCUCCUCCUUCACCCUGGCCAUGGGGAACAUCGGAGCAGCCAGGAAGCUCCACUAUGCCCUCCUGGACAACAAGUUUCACACCCCUCAGUCUUUCUUUGACACCACCCCCAUAGGCAGGGUCAUCAACCGCUUCUCUAAGGACAUCUACGUCAUCGACGAGGCACUGCCCUCCACCGUUCUCAUGUUCCUCGGGACCUUCUUCUCCUCUCUCUCCACCAUGAUAGUCAUAGUGGCCAGCACCCCCAUCUUUGCCGUGGUCAUAGCUCCCCUGACUUUCAUAUACGUCUUCGUCCAGAGAUUUUAUGUGGCCACAUCUCGGCAGUUAAAGCGUCUGGAGUCGGUCACCAGAUCUCCCAUAUACUCCCAUUUCUCUGAGACCGUCACCGGCUCUAGUGUCAUCAGAGCCUACGGCAGACGCGAUGCCUUUGUUCUAAUGAGUGACGUUAAGGUGGAUGACAAUCAAAAGAGUUACUACCCUGGUAUAGUGGCCAACAGGUGGUUAGGGGUGCGUAUAGAGUUCAUUGGGAACUGCAUCGUGCUGUUCGCUGCUCUGUUUGCUGUGAUCGGGAAGGACAAUCUCAACCCUGGACUGGUGGGACUCUCUGUGUCCUACGCUCUACUGGUGACCAUGUCACUGAACUGGAUGGUGAGGAUGACGUCAGAUCUGGAGAGCAACAUCGUAGCCGUGGAGAGAGUCAAGGAGUACUCUGAGACCAAAAUUGAGGCCCCGUGGGAGGUGGAAGACAAGAAGCCUUCCCCUGAUUGGCCAUCCCAGGGGAAGGUAGAGUUCCUUGACUACAGUGUGAGGUACAGAGAGGGACUAGACCUGGUCCUCAAGAACCUCACCCUCAGCGUUGUUGGAGGAGAGAAGAUAGGUAUCGUGGGUCGUACUGGGGCUGGUAAGUCCUCUAUGACACUGUGCCUGUUUCGGCUGUUGGAGGCGGCAGGGGGAGAGAUCACCAUCGACGGGGUCAAGAUAUCGGAGAUAGGACUGCAUGACCUGAGGUCGAAACUCACCAUCAUACCACAGGAACCAGUGCUGUUCUCAGGCAGUCUGAGGAUGAACCUGGACCCCUUUGAGAAGUACAAUGACGGGGAGGUGUGGAAAGCUCUGGAACUGUCCCACCUCAACAAGUUUGUCAGCAACCAGCCGGCUAAACUGGAGUUGGAGUGUUCAGAGGGAGGAGAGAACCUCAGUGUGGGCCAGAGGCAGCUGGUGUGUUUAGCCAGGGCUCUACUGAGGAAGACGAGGAUCCUGAUCCUGGAUGAAGCUACAGCAGCCAUUGACCUAGAGACCGACGACCUCAUCCAGUCAACCAUCAGGACACAGUUUGAGGACUGCACUGUCUUCACCAUAGCUCACAGACUCAACACCAUCAUGGACUACACUAGAGUGCUUGUGUUGGACAAGGGACAAGUAGCUGAAUUUGACACUCCUUCAAAACUUUUAUCCAAGAGAGGAAUCUUCUAUGGAAUGGCUAAAGAUGCUGGACUGACACAAUAGCCUCUCCUCUACACAUGUAUAAAACCUAUUGUGCCUUCUGGCAGAAAACAGAGUGCCAGUGAAUGUAUCCUUUUAUACGCUGUGGUCUACUGCGAAACCAGGAUGAAACACUUUUUUUACAUUUUAUUUUAACUUUAACUUUUAUAAAGAGUUUCAGGAUGAAUCCAGCUAUUUUUGUACCGUACUGUGUUUGUAAUUUAAGCUAUACAUUUUAUUAUUAAGAGAUGUCUGAUGGGGAAGUUGGCUCAGUUCAAUAUGUGAUUCCUUUGUGGACCGUGUAUGCAAAAACUUGAAUUAUGUACCACCAAAAUAUGAAAGAUGAUAAUGCCUUUAUUAAAGAAAUUAAGACUUC
Oncorhynchus kisutch (coho salmon) is the source of this 5181-nucleotide messenger RNA. RefSeq names its product canalicular multispecific organic anion transporter 2. The record is from RefSeq and is a predicted model, not a curated record. NCBI's taxonomy places the organism in Eukaryota, Metazoa, Chordata, Actinopteri, Salmoniformes, Salmonidae. Gene Ontology annotation, biological process: transmembrane transport. The transcript has 31 exons. Gene Ontology annotation, molecular function: ATP hydrolysis activity; ATP binding; ABC-type transporter activity. Gene Ontology annotation, cellular component: membrane. Bases 222 to 4829 code for a protein of 1535 amino acids.